AAGGCCGACAGACAUGAUGAAGUCUUCCUGAACAAGCCUCCAAAAUGGUGCUUCUCUGACAUCUUUUUUUUUUUAACCUUUUUCAAGUCUUCAGUUUUAAUAUAGUUUCCAACAUUUUAGUGGAGAAGCAUUAUCACAAUGACCGUCACUUACAACCUCUGUGCCCUCCUAGUUUUCACCGUAACAGCAUGCAGCCAUUUUAAGCCUGUCUUCUGCUCUGCCCACUGUGGGCAUUCCCUCCAAGUCUUAGACAGUGAUGUGGGAGAGAUCACAAGUUCUGCUUACCACAGCUGGUCCUACCGCUUCGGCUCUACCUAUGACUGCUGGAUCAUCAAGGGUUCGGAGGGAGAACCUAUUGUUCUCAGCUUUUCACAGUUUUCAGUACGGUGUAGGAAGGAAUGGGUGUCUAUAAAAUCGUCAUCUGACAGCGAGCCGCUUGUCCUUUGUGGCUCCAAGUUGCCGCAACCAAUGGAGUUCCCAGGAGGAAAUAUUACAGUGAUGCACCACUUCCUUCCUCAUUUAUUCCCUGUGUCAUCUUUUCUGUUGAACUACGCCAGAGACUCUGGUAAAUGCCCAGAAACAUCCUUUGAGUGUCUGGGGGGUCGCUGCCUUCCUCUCUCUUGGCGCUGUAAUGGCCAGGUGGAGUGUCUUGGGGAAGGUGCUGGUCUCGGCACCGAUGAACAGGGCUGUGAUGCAGAAAUGGAGACCACAGAACCCCCAAAGUACAGCAGCACACAGGCAGGGGAGGAGGCCAAAGCAGAGACGUACACAGAGAAGAACCCAUAUUGGGACCCAGAUAGACAUUAUGUUGCAGAUUCUGAGUCUGAUCUGUGGGCGCUGCUGAAGGAGAGGGAGGAGGUGGAGGCCCAGGUGGAUAAAGAGCAGCCUCAGUCUCACAGAGAACUCAUUGUGACGCCCACUCCCAUUGAGUGGCCCUGUGGAGGGCUCCUCCAGACCUUCUAUGGGACCUUCUCCCCUCCAGCCAUCCAGGGCCCCGCGCUAUUUUGUGUCUGGACUCUGGACCCUCAGGACUCGAGGCCACUGAGGCUAGACCUGCAGCAGCUGGUGCUGGGACCUGGGGAUAGACUCACUGUGUACAACAGAGAGCAAGGCAAAGGAGAAGUUAUUAAAAUUAUCACCAGUGUCUCUAAUUACAAAUCAGUCCAAGUUGAAUCCCAUACUGGCCUGCUUUCAAUGACAUACGAGACUCUUCCUGGUUCGGAGGGGAGCGGCUUUAAUGCAACGUUCCAUGUUGGGACCUACUGCCCCCCUUGGGAGGGCCGGUGUGGAGGAGCAGCGGGAGGUUGCUUUACCCAGGAGCAACGCUGCGACGGGAAAUGGGAUUGUCCAGAAACAGGAAAGGACGAGGAGGGUUGCAGGGGCUGCAGUCCGAACCAGUUUGCCUGCGGACUGGCAGGGCAGAAAGCGGUGGCACCCAGUCACUUUGCUGGCAGACCGGUGUGCUACCCAGUAACCGAGAGAUGUAACUACCAGCUGUACUGUGCCGAUGGCAGCGACGAGAGGGACUGCACCGUGUGUCAGCCAGGGACUUUUCACUGUGACAGCGACAGGUGUGUGUUUGAGAGCUGGCGCUGUGAUGGCCAGGUGGACUGUAAGGACGGAACAGACGAGCUCAACUGCACGGUCAUCCUGCCCCGCAAGGUCAUCACCGCGGCAACAGUGGGCAGCCUCGUCUGUGGGCUUCUGCUGGUUAUUGCCAUGGGCUGCACCUGUAAACUGUACUCGCUCAGGACCAGGGAGUACAGCUUGUUUGCGCCUAUCAGCCGCCAGGAAGCGGAACUGAUCCAGCAGCAGGCUCCUCCAUCCUACGGUCAGCUGAUUGCACAGGGCAUCAUCCCCCCAGUGGAGGACUUCCCCACAGAAAACCCCAAUGAGACCUCGUCACUUUCUCUGAGGGGAAUCCUCCAGCUCCUCCGUCAGGACGCUGCCAACUCCCCACACCGCAGACGCAGGCCCCGAUUUAUCCGCCGGGCGGUUCGUCGCAUGAGGAGGUGGGGUCUCAUCCCUAGACAUCCGUCCAGGCCGAGUCAGGUGUCCGGCUCCAGCCAACAGCAGUCAGACGCCGCUCCCUCCGGCCAGGAACCAGCUCACUCCACUCCCACCAGCUCCUCGUCGGCUGUGGAGGCGGUCAACCAGCCAGUGCGUCAGAAACUUGGCUUGUUGGCGCAGUCAGAGCAACAGCAGCAGCAGGAAGCACCGUCUCCUCUACUGCCGGUGCCACUGCCGCCUGCUACUUCCCCACCCCCACCUCCGUAUGCUCCCCCAGCUCCAAGCCCCGUCUCUCCCCACACUCCUCCUGUCCCUGUCCCCCCGAGCAGCCCAUCUCUGGCCUCCAUCUUCCACACGCUGGGCCUGAGUAUCUCCCUGUUCAGAGCCUCGCCCUCUUCCUCCUCCACCAACUCCAUGCCCCUCUCCGCCUCUCCUUCUUUCUCAUCCUCCUCUUCCGCUUCAGAUGACGAGGUACUGCUUAUCCCCCUGUCUGAAGAUACCACUUCAGAGGAUGAUGUGCCCAUGCUCACCUGAAUGACUUCCUCACCAACACAGUAUCCCACACCCCUCCUCUAUCUCCUUUACUCACAAGUGAAACCCAGUCUUUCCACAUUUGUUUGAACUUAAGCACAGGAGUGGCCCACGGCGAGACUCACCCGCACUGUGCAAGUCUGGUGCCUUUUGAAAUUGCUUUGAGUGGGAUAUGAUGACAUAUGGAAUUAAAUGUUUGACCUUUUUUUUUUUUUUAAGACCUUAAGAAAGUUUAAGUUUUAGACGAAAAGCAUGGCUGUUGUAUGUUUGACACUAGGUGUAGGUGAGUAUUGGAUGUACACUUACCUAAUGCUAGGCUGCACAUCGAAGGUAAACUUUUGCACAGAAGAAUCUUCCCUAUCCAGAAACUGAGGCUAAAUGAUUAGUUUUUAGAUAACAUGAUGGAAAAUAUUGUGUUUGAAUGACUGCAACUGUGUGUGUACAUUUGCAUUUUAGUCUUAUUUUGACAGUGGAGUUAGUUUGCAGAUGUGGAUUAUCUCCACAUACUUCUGCAACUUGCAUCCAGUCUCCAGCCAGUUAUAUUAUCCGUGAUAAUUAUAUCACAGAUAAUUUUAAAAAGAAGAAUAUUUUACCCUAUUUAAGUGCCUUUUUGAGGAGUUUCCCACAGAUGGUUUCACCAACACCAAAACACACAAAGGCACAUGUUUUCUCACAUCAUAGCACGCAUUGACACAUCAGUAGCUUUGUUUAAAAGGUGAAAAAAACGCAUGUACUCUGCAAGCUGGCAAUAACUUAUUGGGACCCCAAUUUUAGUGCACACUGGUUGCACCAUAACUGUGUGUUUUGAGUACACACUUGUGUACAUUUCCCAAGUAAAUGUAUGUAAUCUACAAAAGCAAGUGUCAAAAGACAAUCUCUUUGGUGCCUGAUUUUAGGAUGUGUGUCUGUAGUGUGCAUGGGAAGAUGAGGCGCCCUAGUGAUUAAAGGGGCCCCUAAAUUCAUAAAAUAACCUCAACUUGAAUCUUCAACCCUUGAGGGAAAUCGAUCGCAUUCUGCUACGUUUUGACAAAACAGACUUGUGGUGUGCCAUUUGUAUUAUUGUACAUAAAUGGUGUUUUUAUUUUAGAGUUGCUUUUCUUUUCUCUUCAGUUGUUCAGUUUUGCUUUGUUGAAUGUAUGUGGAAUAGACAGAAGUUUGAAAUUUGCAAUGUAAUGAGGUAAAUAAGAGAGAGAGUGAUUUUAUGGUUUAUUAGGGUCAACUUCACUGUAUAUAAGUAAAAAUGUGGCUGAGAUUAAACAAUUUGCACUUUUA
Etheostoma spectabile (orangethroat darter) is the source of this 3813-nucleotide messenger RNA. It is a transcript of the gene lrp10, whose product is annotated as low density lipoprotein receptor-related protein 10. The coding region runs from base 139 to 2544 and encodes 801 amino acids. Gene Ontology annotation, cellular component: plasma membrane. Lineage: Eukaryota; Metazoa; Chordata; Actinopteri; Perciformes; Percidae. The transcript is spliced from 10 exons. Gene Ontology annotation, molecular function: protein binding; low-density lipoprotein particle receptor activity. The record is from RefSeq and is a predicted model, not a curated record.